Panicum virgatum (switchgrass) is the source of this 1047-nucleotide messenger RNA. Its product is annotated as putative cyclin-dependent kinase F-2. Gene Ontology annotation, molecular function: cyclin-dependent protein serine/threonine kinase activity; ATP binding. The transcript has a single exon. Gene Ontology annotation, biological process: regulation of mitotic cell cycle; protein phosphorylation. The record is from RefSeq and is a predicted model, not a curated record. Gene Ontology annotation, cellular component: nucleus. Lineage: Eukaryota; Viridiplantae; Streptophyta; Magnoliopsida; Poales; Poaceae. Bases 1 to 1047 code for a protein of 348 amino acids.
AUGGCGUACAAGACGCAACGAGCCCAGGUCGGCGCCACUGCCGCCGCAGAGCGCAAGAAGCGCAGAGAGAUGGCGCGUGCUGCGGCGGCGGCGGCAGCGUCUCCCCGCGCCCCGCCCGUCGUCACGAGCACCAGCCGCUACGAAAAGAUUGAGGCGGUCGGCGCGGGCGCCUUCGGCGUCGUGUACCGGGCGCGGGACCGCCGCACCGGCGAGAUCGUGGCGAUGAAGUGCCUGAACGCGGACGACUUCGACGACGGCCGCCUCGGCUCCAUGUUCGCCGACGAGGUCGGCGCGCUCGAGGCCUGCCGCGGCGUCCCGUGCGUCGUGCAGCUGCGAGACUCCUGCCGCCGCGACCCGGCCACCGGCGAGGCCUUCAUCGUCAUGGAGUUCGUCGGGCCGGCGCUCAGGGACGCCGCGAGGGGCGACCGGCGGAGCGGCGGCGUGCGGCGGCACACCGAGGACGAGGCGCGCCGGAUCGCGCGGCAGCUCCUCGACGGCGCCGCGGGCAUGCACGCCGCGGGCCUCAUGCACCGGGACCUGAAGCCGGACAACGUCCUCGUCGACGGCCGCGGCGGCCUCAAGAUCUGCGACCUCGGCAAGUCGCGCCCCGUGGCCGACGAGCCGCCGUACUCGAACCCCGUCGUGGCGCGGAACUACCGCGCGCCGGAGCUCCUCCUCGGGCGCACCGACUACGACGCUGGGAUCGACGCGUGGGCCAUCGGCUGCAUCGUGGCCGAGCUCCUCGCCGGCAAUCUCCUCUUCUACGGCGACUCGAACAAGGAGCAUCUCGGCGAGGUGCUCAACGUUCUUGGCACGGACGACAUCAAGGAGUGGAGCCGCUGCCCCGAGCGGCUGCCAAGUGGCUGCGGACCGACGAGCUUUCUGCCUGACCUGUUCCCUAGCAAUCCCGAGCUGGCAAUGGCCAUCGGCCGGCCGUCGCUGUCAGAGGCAGGGUUCGAGGUCCUGAGCGGGCUGCUGAGGUGCAACCCGGAGAAGCGGAUGACGGCGGCAGGCGCGCUCAAGCACCGGUGGUUCGAGGAAGCUUGA